Cantharellus anzutake is the source of this 342-nucleotide messenger RNA. RefSeq lists its product as uncharacterized. The transcript has a single exon. NCBI's taxonomy places the organism in Eukaryota, Fungi, Basidiomycota, Agaricomycetes, Cantharellales, Hydnaceae. The record is from RefSeq and is a predicted model, not a curated record. The coding region runs from base 1 to 342 and encodes 113 amino acids.
AUGGAGGUGGAAGUUGCCGAAGUCAUCAAGUGUGCGCUCUUCCUGCCCGGAAUGCAUUCACAACCCACACAGGGGGUUGGAAAGAGUGUUGAUAUUAUUAUAGCAUGGAUUGAGGAAUUUAAGGCCGUUCAGUUGACAGAUGAUGCGGGAUGGGCAAGGAACCCAAAGACCACCAUUGCACAACUGGAGCCGCAGUUGAGUGUAUAUAGGCUCCAGGAUCCUCUGGAUUCUCUCAGCAGCCAUACACCAAGAAAUGGCGACAAGGUUAGGGAACUAGUACUAGCAAAUGAAUGCGGGGAACAGUGGGGAUAUGGCAAAGGCCCAAUGAUAAUGGCCGAUUGA